Messenger RNA from Fraxinus pennsylvanica, 1296 nucleotides. The record is from the annotation of a GenBank genome assembly. NCBI's taxonomy places the organism in Eukaryota, Viridiplantae, Streptophyta, Magnoliopsida, Lamiales, Oleaceae.
AUGGCUAAGAUAGCCUCUAAUUUUGCCACGGCAUGCAUACAGAUAGCAAUUCUGUACGUAAAUGUCAUGCCAGUGGCAGUCACAGCAAGGGUGCUGUCUGUGCAUCCUUAUUUGAGCGGCCAAGAAAAGCCCAUAACCAAUAUUUUUGAUACUUCCAGUUAUGGUAUUUUACAGCUCGAGAAUGGAUUGGCCAAGACGCCUCAGAUGGGAUGGAAUAGCUGGAAUUUCUUUGCCUGUAAUAUCAAUGAAAAAGUUAUCAAGGAAACAGCCGAUGCACUCAUUUCAACUGGUUUGGCCAAAUUAGGCUAUGAAUACGUGAAUAUAGAUGAUUGCUGGUCUGAAUUGGUGCGGAAUUCAAAGGGUCAAUUAGUUCCUGAUUCUAGAGAAUUUCCAUCAGGAAUUAAAGCUCUUGCUGAUUAUGUGCAUUCAAAGGGCCUCAAGCUUGGUAUCUACUCUGAUGCAGGGGCUUUUACAUGUGAACUUCAUCCUGGAUCACUUGGACAUGAAUAUGAUGAUGCAGCACGUUUUGCAUCAUGGGGCAUCGAUUACUUAAAGUAUGACAACUGUUUCAAUCUGGGCAUCAAACCAGAAGAAAGGUACCCGACAAUGCGUGAUGCCCUAAAUGAAACUGGAAGGACCAUAUUCUAUUCACUUUGUGAAUGGGGCGUUAAUGACCCUGCCUUAUGGGCAGGCAAGAUUGGAAACAGUUGGCGAACAACAAAUGACAUCAAAGAUAAUUGGGAAAGCAUGACUACAAUUGCUGAUCUCAAUGACAAGUGGGCAGCCUAUGCGGGGCCUGGUGGAUGGAAUGAUCCUGAUAUGUUAGAAGUUGGAAAUGGGGGAAUGACUUACCAGGAGUACCGUGCACAUUUUAGCAUUUGGGCUUUGAUGAAGGCUCCUCUUUUGAUUGGUUGUGAUGUAAGAAACAUGACUUCAGAGACAUUUGAAAUUAUAAGCAAUGAGGAAGUUAUUGCUGUAAACCAAGAUCCACUUGGGGUUCAAGGAAGAAAAGUUUAUGCAUUCGGGCCUGAUGGUUGCUGUCAGGUUUGGGCUGGUCCAUUGUCUGGAAGUCGUCUUGUUGUUUCUCUGUGGAACCGGAGUUCAAAAAUUGCCACUAUGACUGUUAACUGGGCUGCACUUGGACUUGAAUCUUCUACCAAUGUCUCUGUAAGAGAUUUAUGGAAGCACGAAUUUGUUUCUCUGAAUUCCGCAUCCUCAUUCACUGCUCAAGUUGAUGCUCACGGCUGCGAAAUGUAUAUUUUCACUCCAGUGACGGUGACAAGCUCGUCUAGUUAA